CUUAACCUUUACCUUUACCCUAACAAUUCAUUCAAUCCUCUUCUCUAAUCGUCUCAAAUCCGCGCCUUUUUUGUUUGCUUCGAUUCUUCUGUUUCUCAGAGUUCUUGCUGUUUUUGUUGCUGUUGUUCAUGGCGUCCGCUGCUACUGCUGGGAUCCUCGGCCGGAAUGCUUCGUCCUCCUCCUCGUGGAUUCGCCAGAGGAAUCGGCAGAAGAACGAUCGGACUUCCAGGAAUAGCCUUAGGGUUUCCUGUUCUUCUUCUUCUUCUUCGUAUUUGACGGAUCCUUAUCAGACUCUUCGGAUUCAGCCUGGCGCCUCGGAAUCCGAGGUCAAAAAGGCCUUCCGACGCCUCGCUCUUCAGUAUCAUCCAGACGUUUGCAGAGGAAGCAACUGCGGCGUGCAGUUUCAUCAAAUCAACGAAGCUUACGAUAUGGUGAUGAAUAAUUUAAGAGGCAUAUCGACGCCAAUAGAGACCUACGACGAGUCGUACGCCGAGGAGCCGAUGAGGGGAAUGGAGGAUCCAGAUUGGGACAUGUGGGAGGAGUGGAUGGGUUGGGAAGGAGCUGGAAUUCGGGACUAUUCAUCACACAUAAAUCCGUACAUCUGAAGAAAUUUGGAACAUAAUUUGUUAAUAGAAUUGGUCCAUAAUCUAUCAACGUCCAAAUGAAUUGAAAUGAUGGUUGUUUUGUUGUAUAUAGAAUGGAGAAGAGGGAAAGUUUGAAAAGAAAAACCUCUUGUCCAAUUUCUCUCCCCUUUUUUUCAAGUGUUUUUUUUUUAAUUUUUUGUACAUAAUAAUGUCAAGAGAAGAGGGGUUUGACAGUUUGGCCCCCUUGGCUUUUAAUAAUAUUUGAGAAGGCGUUUCAACUUUCUUUCAAA
Molecule: messenger RNA, 874 nt
Organism: Momordica charantia (bitter melon)
Lineage: Eukaryota; Viridiplantae; Streptophyta; Magnoliopsida; Cucurbitales; Cucurbitaceae
Gene: J8
Product: Chaperone DnaJ-domain superfamily protein
Source: RefSeq, a predicted model, not a curated record